Molecule: messenger RNA, 1520 nt
Organism: Parnassius mnemosyne (clouded apollo)
Lineage: Eukaryota; Metazoa; Arthropoda; Insecta; Lepidoptera; Papilionidae
Source: the annotation of a GenBank genome assembly
AGUGCAAGUUGUGACCAGUUUACGGCAUGCAGAAAUCAUGGCGACUUUCACAAAAAAAUGGAGCAGGCCGUUAUCGACCAAUGAAAUAGUUGAUAUUGUUCAUAAUUUGGAUUCGGACGAUGAAGCGACAGGUAUAGACAUUUAUAUUGAUCCCCCGGAUAUGGAUUAGUUUCGGACUCCGAUUUGGGCGAUGAAAUAAAUGUAAGUUUCGAUAAUUUAUCACGUAGACAACUUUUGGCUCCUGCUGAGCUGGUGCUUCAUGGGAAUAAAAACAAUGAUAACAGCGAGUCAGAAGAUGAUCUUCCGUUUUCAGCCUUAGCUAGUCGAAACACAACAACGAACGGGCCUUUAUCAAGUCAACCAGGACAGCCACAAGCCCGUAAGUAGAUAAAACGAGAUUUACGUUGGAUGGAUAAAGAGUGGAUUGCACCGCUUCCAAGAUCAGUGGUGACCGUAUCAGAUGCGUCGGACCCAGUUGGUAUUUUAGAAUUAUUUUUUAGUCACGAAGUAAUCAUUCAUAUUUUUCGUCAUACAACGGUAUGAAUGCUGUAUAUGAAUGCUGUAGAAAAAGGAAAUAUGGCGUUUACCUUGUCAGAUAAUGAAACAUAUUGCUUUGUCGGCAUUUUUAUAUGGCCAGGUUACUGGCCAUUGCCGCGACGGCGUAUGUAUUGGGAGAGUAAUGAGGAUACCCACAAUUUGUUAGUAGCUAAAUCUAUGCGACGGAACCGGUUUGAAGAAAUUUUACGAUACUUUCAUGUGGCUGAUAACUCAAAUUUAGCGCCAGGUGACAAAUGGCAAAAGUGCACCCCUUGUUUGAUAUGCUCAAUAAAAAAAAUUUACAAUAUGCUGUGAUUGAAAAAGAUAUUAGCAUAGAUGAAUCUAUGAUUCCUUAUCACGGCAGGCAUGGGUGUAAGCAGCACAUCAGGUUCGGUUUUAAAACUUGGGUAGCAGCUUUGCGACUGGGAUAUUGCUUGCAUGCUGAUCUUUACCAGGUUAAAUCUGUAGGAGUCACAACCGGUUUAGGCCAACAUGUCGUAAGUAAACUUAUGACGGAGAUCAAAGCUGCCUACGAAAAUACAAAUUUCUCUGUUUAUGUCUGUUUACAGGGUUACCCCUAAUUGCUCAAAUAAAAGAACAAAAUGUUCUAAUACCGGGUACUGUAAGAAAUAAUAGAAUAGAGAAGUGUCCUUUCAAAGAUGUCAAAUUAUGCAAGAAAAAACCGAGAGGUUAUCACGAUAGUCGGCUGAUCAGCCGGGUCCUUCUAGAAAGAUUUCCACGACUGUACCUCCCUCAGUUCGAAAAUUUAAUGCUGAGCACAUGAUCGGCAGAGCACCAAGCCGGCUGCGUUGUGCUUAUUGCAAAAGCUUGACGGUUACUUCGUGCCAAAAGUGUCAGGUUAACUUACAUACCAAAUGUUUUAUAGCGUUUCAUUCCUAAAUUGAGUUCCUAAAUAUGUUCCUCCUAAAUUUUGCUUAAAUCUUGUUUGUUGGUAUUUUAGAUUUAUAUGAAUAUGUCAUUUG